This is a messenger RNA of Effrenium voratum, 480 nucleotides long. The record is from the annotation of a GenBank genome assembly. NCBI's taxonomy places the organism in Eukaryota, Dinophyceae, Suessiales, Symbiodiniaceae.
AUGGGGUGCGCGCUCUCCAGUCCGGUGGAGCUGGUUAGAGUGCAGAGGCAUGGCUCCGCCGGCUUCCGCUGCGCGGUGGCCGAGAUGCAGGGCUGGCGCAUCGGCCACGAGGACGCACACGCCGUGCACUGUGACGCCUCUGCCGCGGCGUGCUUCGUCUUCGACGGCCACGGGGGGGACGGAGCGGCACUCUACUGCGCGCCAGCGCUUUUGGAGGAGAUCCGCAAGGCGGACUUCGCGCCGCUUCCCCCCGAUGAGCGCUUGGAGCAGGCCUUCACUUCGGUGGACGAGAAGCUGCUCGGCUUCUUCCAGGAGAAUCCGGAGAAGGCGCGAGCCAAGCGCGCGGGGUUCAGGGGCGUGGUGGGUGCCCUUUGCGCCAAGAACGCGGACAGCUCAUACACGGCGGCAUGGACCGCAUGGAUGGCUUGGGCCGGGUGGGACAAAGCAUUUGAAGGGGGUACAGGGGCCCAUGGCGAAUGA